This is a messenger RNA of Wasmannia auropunctata (little fire ant), 1658 nucleotides long. Its product is annotated as 4-coumarate--CoA ligase 1-like. The transcript is spliced from 4 exons. The record is from RefSeq and is a predicted model, not a curated record. Gene Ontology annotation, molecular function: CoA-ligase activity. Lineage: Eukaryota; Metazoa; Arthropoda; Insecta; Hymenoptera; Formicidae. Bases 2 to 1357 code for a protein of 451 amino acids.
AAUGCAAUAUCUGCCAAGUUUAAAAUGUCAAUUGAUUUUAAAUAUUUAUAUAUAUCAUUUAGAUGAAUUACAGCAUAUAUUAAAUAUUGCGAAGCCGCGUAUUGUUUUCGUAUCUCAGCGCACCGAAAAUCUCUUUGCUAAAAUCCUAUCGAAGUUAUCCUGGAAAAUGGAAUUAAUACAGUUGGACGACCAAACGCUCACUACAAAUGUCCACACGUUGACGAAUAUCUUAAAUAAUGAACCAGAUAUAGACUACAUAAAAUACAAGUCUGCAGAUAUCGAUGAUCCCAGUCGGCAUCCGUUGAGUAUUCUUUGUUCGAGUGGCACCACGGGCUUGCCAAAAGGAGUGACAUUGUCUCAUAAAAAUGUAAUGGCGUAUUUAUCAGAAAUAAGCAAGCCGGAAUACAUGGACAUAAAAAGUGAUGACAGAAUAUUGGUACUGGUACCGUUUUAUCAUGUUUUUGGAAUGGGCAUGUUGUUACUCGGUCUUUUCGGGAACUGCACCUGUAUUAUAAUGCCCGCCUUCGAGUCGCAACUCUUUCUAACUCUGGUACAGGAAUAUAGGAUCACCUAUCUCCCGGUGGCACCGCCAAUCCUGACGUUUCUGGCGAAACACCCGCUGGUAGAUAGGUACGACUUUCGCAGCGUGAGAGAACUCUUCUGCGGAGCGGCGCCUCUUUCGAAGGACAUUGUAACCGCGGUGAAGGCUCGCACCGGCAUAAAUUGCAUUCGCAACGCUUACGGCAUGACGGAAUUGUCGUUUGCGUGCAGUGUGAGUGGACUUGACGAUGAUGAUGAGUUCGAAAAUCCAAGUUGCGGACGGUUCCUCCCUGGUCUCCGCAGCAAAGUGAUCGAUCUUGAAACGCAAGAGACGCUGGAGGCUGGCCAGGUGGGCGAGAUCUGCUUUCUCGGGGAUCAAGUAAUGCUGGGUUACUGGAACAAUCCCGAGGCGACCAAACAGACCAUCGACCAGGACGGAUGGCUCCACACCGGCGACAUCGGCUACUUCGACAACAAGGAGAGGUUACACGUGGUCGAUCGCGCCAAGGACCUGAUCAAGUACAAAGGUUAUCAAGUCUCACCGUCGGAGAUAGAAACCGUCUUACUGUCGCAUCCCGAAGUAAAAGACGCCGCGGUCGCUGCCAAACUCGAUGAACGCAGCGGCGAGAUCCCCGUGGCUUUUGUAGUGAAGCAACCUGGCGCCACGUUUACCGCCCAUUGCUUGCAGGAACUCGUCAAAGAAAAACUGUCGCCGCAAAAAUGGCUGCAUGGUGGAGUGCAAUUUGUCGAUGACAUACCGAAAAAUCCUUCUGGCAAAAUCCUACGCCGCAAACUUCCAUUAAUGCUCUCUAAAUAAUAAUAUAAAAAUCGCAUAUGAUAGACGUGUUUAUAUGUAUAAAUCUUUUUCGACGAAAGACCAAAGAAAAGCAAAAAAUAACGGAACACAAUAAUUUUUAAUAUUUUUAAUAUCCCAAAGAGCAAAUUGGCAAUCAAGAAAUUAAAGUACCAUGAUGCCUAUGCUAAGAAAUAUUUCUGCGUUAAUGAACGUCUCACUGCGAAAAAGAAUAUAAACUCCGCGAAUUCUUUCGCCAGAAACAUAAAUUUAUUGACUUGUCACGUUGAUUAAUUCGUAAGUAAACCAUUAAAUAACCGUGAAA